Molecule: messenger RNA, 1699 nt
Organism: Pyrgilauda ruficollis (rufous-necked snowfinch)
Lineage: Eukaryota; Metazoa; Chordata; Aves; Passeriformes; Passeridae
Gene: SCAF1
Product: SR-related CTD associated factor 1
Exons: 1
Molecular function (GO): RNA polymerase II C-terminal domain binding
Source: RefSeq, a predicted model, not a curated record
AUGGGGAAUUUUGGGGCGAAACUGGGGAAUUUUGGCUGGAAAUGGGGAAUUCAGGGUGGAAAUGGGGAAUUUUGGGGAGAUCGCUCGCCCUCGGCCGCGUCGCGGAAGAAAUCCAAGCGAUCCCGCGAGCGCGGCGGAUCCGGCGCCGCCGCUUGGGCCGGCGCCAAAAAAGCGCCGGAGCCGGCGCCGAAAUCCAAGGAGCGUCACCGGCGCCGCGGCUCCAGGUCGAGGUCGCGCCGGCGCUCGUGGUCCAGGCGGUCGCGCUCCAGGGAGAAGCGGCGCCGGCGGCGUUCCGGCAGCUCCGGGCGCUCGCGGCACAAGGAGAAACACCGCGGGGAGAAGAAGAAGAAGAAGCAGCGCUCGAGGUCGAGGGAGCGGCGAGGAUCCCGGCGCGACGGCGAGGGCAAGGCGGCGGAGAAGAGCGAGGCGGCGCGGCGGCGCGAGCCGCGGGCCGUGGUGCCGCCCUCGGUGCAGGAGCUGAACGAUUCGGAUCUUUUCGCCAUCAAAAGGACCAUCACGGUGAACCGGCGCGCCGCCGGCACGCCCGAGCCCAAACGGGAGGUGCUCUACGAUUCCGAAGGGUUGAGCUUCGAGGGCUUCUCCGACCGCGAGCACGCCGAGUUCCCCGGCCGCAAAACCGAGGCCAGGCCGGCGCCGCCGGAGCCCGGCAAGAAGGAGAAGGAGAGGAAACGGAGCCGCCCCGAGGAGAGGCCGGCGGGGUGGGAGAAAUACAAGAAGAAAUUCAAGGAUUACGCCGAGCCCGCCGCGGCCGAGGCCGGGAAGAGCAAGGAGAAGCAGCGGGAGAAAAGCGGGCGGAAAGGGAAAACGGGCGGGGGGCACAAGGAAGGGGCGGAAACGGCGGCGCCGAAAACGCCGGCGGCGGUGCCCAGGAAGGUGAAGCUUCAAUCCAAGGUGUCGGUGCUGAUCCGGGAGGGCGUCAGCUCCACCACCACCCCCGGCAAGGACGGCGGCGCCGGCGGCGGCGCCGGGAUCGGGGUGAAAUUCGCCCGCAACGCCGAGAGCCGCGCGGCGUUCCUGAAAGCCGAGGAGAAGGCGGAAAAAGCCACCCCCAAAAACGACGGGGGGCAAGCUCGCGACGCGGGGGCGAAACCCCGCAAGGCGAAGCCCCCCAAGGUCAAGGGAGGGGUGAAGAAAGUCAAGGUCAAAGCCAAGGGCGAGACGCGCAAGAAGAGGAAGACCAAGGUGAAGAGCGGCGGCGGCGCUUUGAAGAAAUCCAAAGCCGACAGCUGCAGCCAAAGCGCCGGGACCCCUCCUCACCGCCUGCCCCCCAAACCCGACCCCGCCUGGUCUGGCUCGGAAAAAUCCGCCGGGGGCAGCACCCCGAAACCCCCCAGCCCCCCUCGUGCGGCCGCCGGCGCCCCCAAACCCGCGCCGGUGUCGGCGGCGGCGGCGCCGGCCGAGCGCGAGCUGACGCCGGACUCGCAGACGGUGGACAGCAGCUGCAAGACCCCCGACGUGUCCUUCCUGCCCGAGGAGGGGGCCGGGGGACCCCCGCAGGCGGCGGGGACCGAGGGUUCGGGUUCUGGGGACCCCCCCGGAGGGGAGCCCGAGGCCGACAGCCGCUGCGGCGAGGGGAAGGAGGAGGCGCCCAGGGUGGCGGCGGCGGCGGCGCCGGGGGCGGCCGCGGGCUGGAGCCUGCAGGGCGGCGUGGACUGCGCCACCAGCGGCGUGCUGGCAC